Scomber japonicus (chub mackerel) is the source of this 1566-nucleotide messenger RNA. It is a transcript of the gene ndrg2, whose product is annotated as NDRG family member 2. Lineage: Eukaryota; Metazoa; Chordata; Actinopteri; Scombriformes; Scombridae. The transcript is spliced from 16 exons. The record is from RefSeq and is a predicted model, not a curated record. Gene Ontology annotation, biological process: signal transduction. Gene Ontology annotation, cellular component: cytoplasm. Bases 224 to 1330 code for a protein of 368 amino acids.
AAGAAGGCACAGCAGAAAAAUAAAAAAAGGGGGUGGAGGAAAAGUGAAAUAACAAGAAGAUAAGCGGGAAGAUUGGAGGGACAGGUUGGGAAAGAGAACAAUUAAGAAGACAAGUGGAGAAAAAGAGUUGCAAUAUAUAGACUAUUUUUUACAAGUCUCUGCUUUUGUGUGAAGAUUUUUUUUUCUCCACUGUCAAAUCUGCUGAUUAAAAGGACGUGACACCAUGACAACAGAAAUGCAGGAGAUCGCCAUCACAGAGGACAAGCCUUUACUCACGGGUCAGACUGAUUCCACCAAGGAUGCCGAACUGGCUGCAAGGAUACUCCUGGACCAAGGACAGGAGCAAAGUAUUGAGACCCCUCAUGGCGUUCUGCAUGUGACCCUCCACGGCACGCGAACCACCCGCAGGCCUGCUAUCCUCACCUUCCACGAUGUUGGUCUGGACAGUAAGAGCUGCUUCUCCACUUUGUUUAAGUUUGAGGAGAUGCAGGAGAUUGUCAAGAAUUUCACCCUGAUUCAUAUUGAUGCUCCGGGACAAGAGGAGGGGGCUGCUGCCUACCCUACAGGUUACCAGUAUCCCCCCAUGGACACCAUUGCAGAGAUGAUCCCGGCCGUCCUGCAGUUUUUCAACUUCCGGACUGUGAUUGGAGUCGGUGUGGGAGCGGGUGCAUACAUCCUCUCCAAGUUCGCACUUGCAAACCCAGAUUCGGUGGAAGGUCUGGUUCUGGUCAACAUCGACACUAACGCCCGAGGAUGGAUAGACUGGGCUGCUCAGAAGCUCAGCUCAGUGACAUCCUCACUCACAGAGCAGAUCCUGUGCCACCUCUUCAGUCAGGAGGAGCUGUCAUCAAACACAGACCUUGUGCAGUCUCACAGAGACCGCAUCGCCAAAGCUUCUAAUCUGGUCAACAUAGAGCUCCUUUGGAAGGCUUACAACAGUCGCAGAGACUUGAACAUCGAGCGCAACAGCACCUUCAAAUGUCCAGUCAUGUUGGUGGUGGGUGAUCAGGCUCCAUAUGAGGAAGCUGCCGUGGAGUGCAACAGCAAAAUGGACCCAACAACAACCUCAUUCUUAAAGAUGGCUGAUGCUGGUGGUCUCCCCCAGCUGACUCAGCCUGCCAAACUGACUGAGGCUUUCAAGUAUUUUAUCCAAGGCAUGGGCUACAUGGCUUCGUCUUGCAUGACCCGCCUGUCCCGUUCCCGCACCACCUCCCUCUCCUCCUCUUACUCCAUGGAUGGGUCACGCUCUCGCUCCCGCACCCUGUCCCAGGGCUCGCAGGGCGGCCAGAUGCCACCCAGUCCCUCCCAAACUAUGGAAGUGUCUUGCUGAAGAAAAAGAGAGAAAGAGAGUGAGCGAGAGUGAGAAAGAGAAGAGGGCGAAAGGGAAAGGAAGGAAUGAAGCAUGUCAAUAAUGCAGGAACAAGAUGAAUGGGUUACUUAUUUGUCACUAAACAACUCCCAUCAUUCCCCAUAAGAGCAGAAUAGAAAUAGUGACAGAUGAAAAGAGGGAGACAGCGAGAAAAUAAAGGCCUAUCUCUCAUAUUUUGCACCACAUCUAAGUCCAAA